Messenger RNA from Anopheles maculipalpis, 1457 nucleotides. RefSeq lists its product as uncharacterized. The record is from RefSeq and is a predicted model, not a curated record. NCBI's taxonomy places the organism in Eukaryota, Metazoa, Arthropoda, Insecta, Diptera, Culicidae. The coding region runs from base 159 to 1457 and encodes 432 amino acids. Gene Ontology annotation, molecular function: growth factor activity. The transcript has 5 exons.
ACCGAAAACGCCGUCUGCAACGUUGCAUUCCUCGCCUGCGGUCCUAUGCAACGGCCUGACGGAUGCAACCUGCGCGCCCCACCAUCCAGUAUUGCACUAUUGAAGAAACAAACACAAAACCCACAAGAAAAAAAGUACAAUGAGGCCAAAUAAAUACGAUGGUAUCACAGCUAACCGUCUAUGCCAAGAUUUUGUGCCUCCUGAUGACAUUAUUCAGUGCAGGAGCAUCAACCGGGAACGACAUCUAUCUGCAAUCAGCGUGCAGUUUGAAGUUUGUACGUGCCAAAAACGGUUCCGUGUUUGCCGACAACCACUUGGAGAAUGGUCAACCACAGGUUUUCAGUCUCAAUGCCACGAGAACACGCGACAAUCGGGCUGCCGUAACGAUAUACUCCAAAGAGACAGAUUCGUAUAUCUGCUUCGACAAAAAUUGGCGCAUCAAGUCCAUGCGCGGAAAAGCCAAUAUGUCCAAACGACGGUGCAUGUUUUUCGAAAACAUCGACGCAUCGGGCGGCAUCCGCUACCGAUCGGUGGUCAACCAGAACCGAUCCUUAGGCUUCCAGAAGAACGGUAAGCCCAUCGGUGGUGUGCGGGCCGGCGGCGGUGCCAAGGCGGGCCCCGGUGGCGUUGGCCGGAAACGGACUAUCGACGAGAAGUGUUACAACUUUCACCCAUCGGACGCAUCCGGAUCGAAGCAGGUGCAAGAGCACCAGCAGCAACAUGCGCAGACCACCCCACCGCCGCAAAGGCAGGAAGUCAAAGCUACACGUCCUCAACAGCAGCCGCAACAACAACAACAGCAGUCCAGCCAGCUGCAACCCCGUCAGCGUCACCAUCGACAGCAGGACCAGCGGAAGGAUGUGUCCGCUAGCGAAGGUAAUGCACUGUCAAGCUAUUCCGGCGGAACGUCAGAUCAGCGCCAGUCACCGCCACAUCGACACCGGCACAAACAUGGCGGCCCGGGCGGUCGGCAGGGCAAGCAGCAGCAGGGACACCCGAAUCUCGAUAGCGGUUUUACCGGAGCGACCUCAUCGCUCCCCUCCGUUACCCUGGCCUCCCUAUACGGUGGCAACAAUGCGUACGGGAAGGGAACCCAUCACCGGCGCAGCCAUCUUAACUCCCCCGUAUCCGGGGACGCUUCCAUGCUACCCUCCGCACUGUCUGCCCUCGUUACGAAGCUGCCGCCAAAGUCCACCGCUCACGCAGGACAUCUCGGUUCCGCGCUUGGGUUGCUGGACGCUGGUGGUGGUGGUGGUGGUGGAGCAGCGAUUGCGGGUAAUCUGUACCGUAAGGAUCGUCCCGCCCUGGAACCAACGAAUGGUCGCGUUAGUAGUGGCCAUGCGGUUGGUGCUAAUGGGAAGAAAAAGUCGCCCAACGGCAGCAACGGAACUAGCGGGCGAAACGCUUCCACUAAAGUAAGCACGAUGCGAGGGAGAGACAAAAGGGCUUCGGGUUGA